Phacochoerus africanus (Common warthog) is the source of this 1716-nucleotide messenger RNA. RefSeq names its product PR/SET domain 14 (gene PRDM14). Gene Ontology annotation, molecular function: protein binding; RNA polymerase II transcription regulatory region sequence-specific DNA binding. The coding region runs from base 1 to 1716 and encodes 571 amino acids. NCBI's taxonomy places the organism in Eukaryota, Metazoa, Chordata, Mammalia, Artiodactyla, Suidae. The record is from RefSeq and is a predicted model, not a curated record. The transcript is spliced from 7 exons. Gene Ontology annotation, cellular component: nucleus. Gene Ontology annotation, biological process: regulation of transcription by RNA polymerase II.
AUGGCUCUGCGGCUGCCAGGUGAGACCGGUCCCCAGGACAAGGAGUGCUACCCGCCCGACAGGCUUCAGAGCAGCCCCCAACACCUGGCCGCCUACUACACCCCUUUCCCGCACUAUGGCCAUUACGGGAACACCCUCACCACGGCGGAGGAGGGUUUCCAACCUUUCCGGCAGCUGGAGGCCCUGUCGGCGUCCCCGGCUCUGCCCCCCUUCGCCUUCCGGACAGCGCCUCCCUUGCUGAGCCCCGGGCUGGCGCUGCCGAGGGAGCCGCUCUAUGAUGUGCCCUGGUACAGCAAGCUGCCGACGUGGUACCCGAUCCCCCACCUGCCCAGGGAGGUGCCACACUUCCUGAACAGCCCGCGCGAGUUCACGGGCGCCCCCGCCGAAAACUUGGGCCAGGUCGGCGGCCGGAGCGAUGGUGGCCAGUGUUGGGGACCUGAAGUUUUCCUCCCGCUGCCCCCAGUGGAUGCUUCUCUGCUACCCGAGAGGCCGAAGCCCUCCCAGUUGUUACCUGGCUCCCCUGGCGAGCGCUCUGAGGAUGGCCCCAAACUCGUGAACCAAGAGGGAAAGGCAUCGCCCCGUUACCACUUCACCCAGGAAGACCUGCACUUAGUUCUGUACGGGGUCAUUCCCAGCCCUCAGCACCCAGCCCGCUUGCACCACGCGAUGUCGGGCCUCCUGGUCCCCACCAACAGCUCUGGGUCUGAUUCUCUUCCUCAGACUCUGGAUAACAACUCCCUUAAGCUCCCGGAAGGUCUCUGCCUGCGGCAGACGAUGUUCGGUGAGGUCGCACAUUUUGGUGUGUUCUGCAAUAGCCUCGUGGCCAAAGGAGUCAGGUUUGGACCCUUUCAGGGUAAAGUGGUCAAUGCCAGUGAAGUCAAGACCCACGGAGACAAUUCUCUGAUGUGGGAGAUUUUUGAAGAUGGUCAUUUGAGCCACUUUAUUGAUGGAAAAGGAGGUGCUGGGAACUGGAUGUCCUAUGUCAACUGUGCCCGUUUCCCCACGGAGCAGAACCUAGUUGCGGUGCAAUGUCAAGGGCAGAUAUUCUAUGAAAGCUGCAAGGAGAUCCACCAGAACCAAGAGCUCCUGGUGUGGUAUGGAGAUUGCUACGAAAAGUUUUUGGACAUUCCUGUGAGCCUGCAGGUCAUAAAGCAGGGGAAGCAGGCAUCUGGGCCCUCAGAAGAGUCUGCAGAAGGGUACAGAUGUGAAAGAUGUGGAAAAGUAUUUACCUACAAAUAUUACAGAGACAAGCAUCUCAAGUACACCCCCUGUGUGGACAAGGGUGACAGGAAAUUUCCCUGUAAUUUGUGCAGACGAUCCUUUGAGAAGAGAGACCGGCUCCGGAUCCAUAUCCUUCACGUCCAUGAGAAGCACCGACCCCACAAGUGUUCUACGUGUGGGAAAUGUUUCUCUCAAUCUUCCAGCCUAAACAAGCACAUGAGAGUCCACUCUGGAGACAGACCUUACCAGUGUGUGUAUUGUACAAAGAAGUUCACUGCCUCUAGUAUACUCCGCACCCACAUCAGGCAGCACUCUGGGGAGAAGCCCUUCAAAUGCAAGUACUGUGGUAAAUCUUUUGCGUCCCAUGCCGCGCACGACAGCCAUGUCCGGCGUUCACACAAGGAGGAUGACAGCUGUUCCUGUAGCAUCUGUGGCAAGACCCUCCCCAAUCAAGACGCUUUCUAUGCCCACAUGAAGUUUCAUGAAGACUACUAA